UCUUCUUAGACUUGGAGGAAAGGAGGCAAAGGGAUAAGGGAGCAGAACAGAGAGAGAGAGAGAAACAGAGAGUAAUAGUUGGUGGACAGAACAGAACAGAACACAACACAAGAGAAGAAGACAGUUAUCUUCAAUGGAUCUUGUCAUGCACCACCCUCCUUCACUUCCCUCCUCAUCCAACAAUGUAAAGUCACAACAAUUGCAAGGAAGGAGAUUAUCCACCGUGUCCUUUGCAUUGCCUGAGACAGCAGCUUCAGUGGCGGUUACUGCAACCCUUGUUGCUGCAGCUGCCACUCUUCUUGUAAACAGAACCAAAUCUUCUGAUUCUUCAACACAGGUUGAAAUUAAAGUGAAAGUCUGUGAAGAUUGUGGAGGUUCUGGUAUAUGUUCAGAGUGCAAUGGAGAAGGAUUUGUGCUCAAGAAACGAUCGGAUGAAAGCGCAGAGAGGGCAAGAUCACAAGCUAAGAACAUGGCUACUCGAUUCACAGCAGGGCUUCCAAAGAAGUGGAGCUAUUGUACAAAGUGCUCUUCUAGCAGAUCCUGUUCAACCUGUGAUGGAACUGGCAAAUUAAGCUACUAAACUUCAAGAUUUAGAUUCAGAUGCCAUAAUCUGUCCCAAAAUCUUGGAAUUGAAUGAAUUAUAGAAUGUGGCUUGAAGCAAACGACACAUAUAGUGGUUAACCAUUCUUUUUCUUAAGCUUGAUUGCGUGAAGAUGAGUCACUCUUGUAAGCAUUAUUUGAACAUAGUUGUUAGUUUUUAUUGUAUUAUAAACUCCAAUAAUUGAAGUGAGGAAUCAUCAACAUAAUAAACUAGUAACAACAUUAGUCUUGA
This is a messenger RNA of Arachis duranensis, 832 nucleotides long. RefSeq lists its product as uncharacterized. The transcript has 5 exons. NCBI's taxonomy places the organism in Eukaryota, Viridiplantae, Streptophyta, Magnoliopsida, Fabales, Fabaceae. The coding region runs from base 134 to 580 and encodes 148 amino acids. The record is from RefSeq and is a predicted model, not a curated record.